This is a messenger RNA of Trichoderma harzianum CBS 226.95, 1278 nucleotides long. RefSeq lists its product as hypothetical. The record is from RefSeq and is a predicted model, not a curated record. The transcript has a single exon. Gene Ontology annotation, molecular function: FAD binding. Bases 11 to 1126 code for a protein of 371 amino acids. Lineage: Eukaryota; Fungi; Ascomycota; Sordariomycetes; Hypocreales; Hypocreaceae.
GUGACACGUCAUGAGAAUGCCACAGACACCAGUCCGUAUCAUAGGAGCGGGAAUCGGGGGACUGACUCUCGGCCGUUGUCUGCUCAAAUAUGGAAUCCCUGCGGUUCUCUACGAGAGAAAGCCCUCAAGUCCCCGUCACGAUUACGGAAUCACGCUCUAUGCUUCGUCAUAUCUGCCUCUUCUGGACAUCCUAGGCAUGGACGAGUUUACCUUCAGACGCCGCAUAGCGGUAGAUGGAUUUUUAGGCGGAAGCGGUAACAUCGAACCAGGAUCCUUCGCUACUCCUAGGAGAGUGAACUCAACAUCGUUUCGUGCUCAUCGCGGGAAAUUUGAAAAAUUGCUCUGCGAAGGGCUUGAUAUCCAAUGGGGAAACUCCCUCGAAAAAGUGGAAGAGGCACCUUCGGGGAUGAUUCUUCACAUGCAAAAUGGGCAGAAAUUGGAGAGCACAUGUAUUAUUGGAGCUGAUGGACCUCACUCCAAUACUCGAAAGUCUCUCUCCCCUGAUACGUCAUUCAACGUUCUUCCCUUUGUUGCCUUCAAUGGCAAGCGACGGGUGGAACGUGAUCUCUACGACAGUCUUUAUGCUCCAGCUUUUAAAGGCUCCAACGUUAUAGAGAAGAAACAAGGCGAUAUGUUCCUAAAUAUUUCCAUCGAUGAGCAGCAGACAGACGCAGUGAGCAUUAGUUGGAUAUUUUCGCGCCCAGCCAGACGUUUCAACGAUCCGCUUCAUCGGCCCAACAGGUCAGUUUCAGAGGCAGCGGAUAUUCCAAAAGAUUUUUUCGAUGAGAUAGAAACACUCCAUGGACUAGACCAGCCUUUCAAGGACGUGUUCGAUGCAGAGAAGCUAAGGCUGGAACGGGCUUUGCAUUGGCUUAUGCGGACAGUCUUGGAACUUUGUACGCUUGCAAACAAGGGCGUCUUCUUUAUAGGUGAUUCAGUUCAUGCAGAGCCUAUUCUAGGUGGUGAAGGUGCAAACAAUGCUAUUGUAGAUGGCAUGGAGCUUGCAAAGUGCAUCUCAGAAUUUGGACAAGGAGGUAUUACAACUUGGUACGACUCCCGAUAUCCCGCGUGGAAAGAUGGUAUUGGCAAAAGUGAGCAAGCUAUUGCUCUCAUGCAUAGACAGUAGUUUCAAGAUUUCAAAUUUCCUCUACGUUUCUUUGGCAGAAGGGUUGCAUCGAAAUAACUAUCAAGCAUCUAGUAUAAAUAUUAUCGGUCUGUGUAUUCGCUGCGCUCUCGGAUUAGAGUAAUUAAAAGUGCUUAGUCCCUUACCUGAAUAAU